Messenger RNA from Homarus americanus (American lobster), 492 nucleotides. RefSeq names its product neuropeptide-like protein 30. The transcript is spliced from 3 exons. The record is from RefSeq and is a predicted model, not a curated record. Lineage: Eukaryota; Metazoa; Arthropoda; Malacostraca; Decapoda; Nephropidae. The coding region runs from base 91 to 360 and encodes 89 amino acids.
GGUAUAUAUACCUAGAGCGGGGCGAGGCGUCUUCAUCACAACGCGAGGUCGUCUUACGGUCAGUUCAGCCACAGGUGGAUCUACUUCAACAUGGCUUUGAGAACUGUUAUGGUGCUCGUCCUGAUGGUGGUGGUACUCAUGACAGCUACAAUGGCCUCCCCAGUCCCUGAUCCAAGCUUCAGAAGUUACGGCUACAGAAGUUAUGGUGGUUAUGGUGGUCAUGGUGGCUAUGGUGGUCGCAGCUUCGGACACGGUGGAUUUGGUCACGGAUUCGGACGUGGGUUCGGACAUGGGUUCGGAAAUGGAUUCGGACAUGGGUUCGGGGGUCACAGGUUCGGCGGUUUUGGUUAUGGUCGCUGAUCAUGCCUUACCUGCCCACUGCAAUGAUUACCUGGGCGGUGAACUGUACCUGGCCGGUGUACCUCUGCUCAACGAUUACCUAUAAGUGUUUUAUCUUUUGUACCUUAAAUAAAUGUAAUGUUAAGUUAAAAA